UUUAAGUGGGCGCCCAGGGGAGCCGAGGCGAGAGCCUGACGUCACCCGGGCCAUCAGCUGACCGCGCCGGGUUCUGCCCUUCCCAGGCGAAGCGGCGGCUGGGCGAGGAGAAACCCGGCCGAAUCGUCCCUGCGCCGGCUCGGAUUUCGCCCGCCAGGGAGCACCGGCCGUGUCGGGCUGCAGGAGCCGGAGCAGAAGCCGCGCCUGGCCGGCAGCCGCGCCUGGCCGAGCGGAGGAGACGGAGAGGCGAGACCCGGAGCGCGCAGCAACUUUGGCGAGCCGGGGAACCGAGGCAAGUGUGUGCCGGGGACGAAGCUGCCUCGUCGGUCUUGCCCGGGGAGGCUCCCUCGGCUUCUCCGCCGCCGCCGCCGCCUCCUCCUCCUCCUCCGCGGAAGGGCAGCCCGGCGUCCGGGGGAGGCGCGCGGGGCGGCCGCGGCGUGUGCCCGGGGGAGCCGGCUGGCCCAUCCGCGGCGUGGGAGCUCCGAGAGGACGGCCGUCGGGACGGAGGGCGGCGGGUGGCGGCAGCCGGCGAUGCAUCCCUCCGCCGCCGGUGACUCUCCGGCUGCGGGCAAAGCGGCCAAGUAGCCCCGCGGAGCGCGGAUCCAGCCUCGUCGCCCCGCGUCUGCUUUCCACUCUCCCCCCCUCCGGGUCAUGCCUCGCUUCAAGAUCUCCCGAAAGAAAAGGAAAAGUCCUGGCGUCCUGCCCGUCCGGUGCAGCGGCGGUCUCGGGGGGCGAUCGCGGCGGGGCUGUCGGGACGCGCCUCCGGCGAUGAUGCUCCGAGCCCGAGAGAGUCAGCCCUCCGGCCGCCUGCCUUGAGCUGCUCGCCCGCCCGCCCGCCUGCCUGCCGGUCCGUGGCACGGAAGGCGCCGAGAGAGCCUCCGCCGGCCUCGCUUGGGCUCCACCGCCUCGACCGCGGCCGUUUGCUUUCGUCCGUCGGUCCCCGCCGCCGCUCAUCCGAGCCCUCCCUCCUGUCCCCUCGCUGGACCGAUGUCGCCGCUUUGGGGCAACGGCCGAGAUGCCCGCAGCUGCAGCCGCCUCUAUCUAGGCUUCCCCGUUGCGCUUGUCUAGACUCGGAGAUCGCCGGGUGGUCUCCUGCCCACCUCUCUCCUAAGCCCCCCCCCUAACUUCCUGCGCUGGAGAAGUUGCCUGCGCUUCCUAUAACCGUUCAUCUCCCCGCCUGUGCUUGAAAAAAAAAAAACCUUUUCGGCUGCCUAGAUAGGCACUUUCUCUUUUCCUCAAGUGUCUUGGCUUCGUUCUAAGGAAGGAACUGAAAGAACUGAAAAGAUGGGAAAUCCUUCGGGCUGAAACUUGGAGAGCUGCCAAGAGAAAGAAGGACGGGGCUGGCUCGGAAUGGGAGCUUCCAAACUGUCCUCUUUGGGCAUCUCCCUCUUCCAACAUUCCCAAGGGUGCCCGGGGGUUUGUGGCCUUCUCUAACUUCGUCUGUAGGCUCCAUGGAAGUUCUUGGGGAGGACUUGGGAGGCCUCUGGCUUUGAUUCCACUUAACCAGACUUCCGGCGCCUUCCUGCCCGCUCUUCACCUGGAAGCUGAAGGGGAUGCAGUUGGCGAAGCCCUGCCUUGCUGCCGAGGUAUAUCCAGUGCCAAGGAAGGCAUGGGGAGCCCUCUGUCUUCUGCCGCCACUGAUUGACCUUUGAUCCCCCUGCCAAAGAGGUGGGGGGGGGAAACCAGCUGCCUUUCAAUGUGACAGGACCUCCCUCCUCCUGCUCCGACCCCCACCCACGAUGGAGCUGUCCGAGGUACGUUGCUUGAGUGACAGCGAUGAGUUGUACACCAUCAACCAGACGCCCCCUAGUGAUGGGGCCCGCUCCCAACGCCUGCUGUGGCAGACCGCCGUGCGCCAUAUCACGGAGCAGCGCUUCAUUCAAGAACACUGCAGUGGUGGCAAAGCCCUGGGCUCCGAAGAGCCCUGCUGCCCCAAUCACAGCCAUCCGUCCCGGCGCCAGUCCGCGGGCAAGAGCCUCAGUGGCCACAACAACGGGGGCACCAAAGUCUUCCCCGAGCGCAGCAGCAGCGGUGGCGAUCUGGGCUUCCUGCACCUGGAUUGUGCUCCCAGCAACUCCGAUUUCUUCCUGAAUUGGGGUUACACUUACCGGGGUGUGAUCUUCCCCACCUUACGCAACUCCUUCAAGUCUCGGGACCUGGAGCGCCUUUACCAGCGCUACUUCCUGGGCCAGAGGCGGAAGUCGGAAGUGGUGGUGAACAUCUUGGAUGUGCUCACCAAACUGACUCUCCUGUUGCUCCACCUGACCUUGGCCUUGGCCCCCAUGGACCCCGUCAAGGGCAUUCUGCUGGGUUUCUUCACAGGCAUCGAAGUGGUCAUCUGUGCCUUAGUGGUGGUCAGGAAGGACACAACCUCUUACACCUACCUGCAGUACAGUGGUGUGGUCACCUGGGUGGCGAUGGCCACCCAAAUCUUGGCUGCGGGCUUGGGUUGUGGUCUCCUUGGCGAUGGCAUUGGCUACGUGCUCUUCACUCUCUUCGCCACCUACAGCAUGCUCCCUCUGCCCCUCACCUGGGCUAUUUUGGCUGGCUUGGUCACCUCCCUCCUGCAGCUCAUCAUGCAGACCUUCAUCCCCAGACAGGUGGUGAUCUCCAUCUACCAGACAGCAGCUCAGGCGGUUUUAUUUAUGUGCAUGAAUACCGCUGGGAUCUUCAUUAGCUACCUAUCUGAUCGAGCUCAACGCCAAGCCUUUUUAGAAACUCGAAGAUGCGUGGAAGCUCGACUGCGGCUGGAGACCGAAAAUCAGCGGCAGGAGCGGCUGGUUCUGUCUGUGUUACCUCGAUUUGUUGUGCUAGAAAUGAUUAACGACAUGGGCACUGUGGAGGACGAACACUUACAACACCAGUUCCAUAAGAUCUACAUCCACCGUUAUGAAAACGUCAGCAUUCUAUUUGCAGAUGUGAAAGGAUUUACCAAUCUCUCUACAACAUUAUCGGCUCAAGAGCUGGUCCGGAUGCUGAAUGAACUUUUUGCCAGAUUUGAUCGCUUAGCACACGAACAUCACUGCCUCAGAAUUAAGAUCCUGGGAGACUGCUACUACUGUGUAUCUGGGCUUCCAGAGCCUCGGCAGGAUCAUGCUCACUGUUGCGUUGAAAUGGGACUCAGCAUGAUCAAAACCAUCAGGUAUGUUCGGUCAAGGACAAAGCAUGAUGUGGACAUGAGGAUUGGCAUACACUCUGGAUCUGUGCUGUGUGGGGUCCUGGGUCUGCGGAAAUGGCAAUUUGAUGUCUGGUCGUGGGAUGUAGACAUUGCAAACAAACUUGAGUCAGGUGGAAUACCUGGGCGAAUCCACAUAUCCAAAGCAACUUUAGAUUGUCUCAAUGGGGAUUAUAAAGUAGAGGAAGGACAUGGCAAAGAACGCAAUGAAUUUUUGAGGAAGCACAACAUUGAGACCUACCUGAUCAAACAGCCCGAGGAAAGCCUGCUGACUUUACCUGAAGACAUUGUCAAAGAGUCUAUCCCUUCUUCAGACAGGAGAAACAGCGGAGCGACGUUCACGGAAGGAUCAUGGAGCCCUGAGCUUCCAUUUGAUAACAUCGUGGGAAAGCAGCAUUACUCCCAAAUGAGGGACGAGGUGUUCAAGUCAAACUUGGUGUGUGCAUUCAUUGUCCUGGUAUUUAUCACCGCCAUCCAAAGUCUACUUCCUUCUUCGAGAAUGAUCCCGAUGAUUGUCCAGUUUUCGAUUCUAAUUAUAUUACAUUCAGCUCUCGUGCUGAUAACCACUGCAGAGGAUUACAAAUGUUUACCCCUGGUGCUCCGGAAAACUUGCUGCUGGAUUAAUGAGACCUACCUGGCCCGAAAUGUCGUCAUCUUUGCUUCAAUUAUGAUUAAUUUCCUGGGAGCCGUCAUCAAUAUUCUCUGGUGUGACUUGGACAAACAACUGCCUUUUAAGAAUCAAACUUUCAACUCUUCGGUAUAUUUUACAGACAUUUGCUCGUAUCCAGAGUAUUUCGUCUUUACCGGUAUCCUGGCUAUGGUGACCUGUGCCGUGUUUCUUCGUCUCAAUUCGGUCCUCAAGUUGGCCGUGCUGCUCAUCAUGAUUGCAAUCUACUGCUUCCUGACUGAGACCAUUUAUGCUUCCCUGUUUCUCCAGUACGAUGACAUCAAUCAUAAUGGAGACACAGAUUUUCUGGGGACGAAAGAAGCUUCAUUGCUCCUCAUGGCCAUGUUCCUGUUAGCUGUAUUUUAUCACGGCCAACAGCUUGAAUACACAGCAAGGCUUGACUUUCUGUGGCGCGGCCAGGCCAAAGAAGAAAUCAAUGAGAUGAAAGAAUUAAGAGAACAUAACGAAAAUAUGCUACGCAAUAUUCUGCCGAGCCACGUGGCCCGUCACUUCCUGGAAAAGGACCGAGAUAAUGAAGACCUCUACUCUCAGUCCUACGAUGCUGUUGGCGUCAUGUUUGCCUCAAUCCCUGGUUUUGCCGACUUCUAUUCCCAGACCGAAAUGAACAACCAGGGGGUGGAGUGCCUGCGCCUGCUGAAUGAAAUCAUCGCUGACUUUGACGAGUUAUUAGGUGAAGAACGAUUUCAGGAUAUUGAAAAAAUUAAAACCAUUGGAAGCACAUAUAUGGCGGUAUCUGGGCUAUCCCCUGAAAAACAGCAGUGUGAAGAUAAGUGGGGCCAUUUAUGCGCCCUGGCAGAUUUCUCCAUUGCACUGAAUGAAAGCAUUCAAGAGAUUAACAAGCAUUCUUUCAACAACUUCGAGCUCCGCAUUGGUAUCAGUCAUGGCUCGGUUGUAGCUGGGGUCAUUGGUGCUAAGAAACCACAGUAUGAUAUCUGGGGCAAAACUGUUAAUUUAGCUAGCCGAAUGGACAGUACCGGAAUUAGCGGCCGGAUGCAAGUGCCUGAGGAAACCUAUUUGAUCUUGAAGGACCGAGGAUUCGCCUUCGACUAUCGGGGAGAGAUUUACGUCAAGGGCAUCAGCGAGCAAGAAGGCAAAAUCAAAACCUACUUCCUUCUGGGAAGGGUCCAGCCCAACCCUUUGACCUUGCAACCAAGAAAACUAACCGGACAAUAUUCCUUAGCCGCCGUGGUGCUGGGACUCGUGCAAUCUCUCAACAGGCAAAAGCAGAAGCAAAUUUUAAACGAGAACAAUAAUUCAGGCAUCAUUAAGGCUCACUACAACCGGCGGACUUUACUAACUCCGGGCGGAUCCGACUCAACUGUCCAGGCAGAAGCCGCAGACAAGACAGAUUUGCCAUAA
Crotalus tigris (Tiger rattlesnake) is the source of this 5222-nucleotide messenger RNA. It is a transcript of the gene ADCY8, whose product is annotated as adenylate cyclase 8. The record is from RefSeq and is a predicted model, not a curated record. Gene Ontology annotation, molecular function: adenylate cyclase activity. Gene Ontology annotation, cellular component: plasma membrane. Gene Ontology annotation, biological process: cAMP biosynthetic process; adenylate cyclase-activating G protein-coupled receptor signaling pathway; intracellular signal transduction. The transcript has 17 exons. Lineage: Eukaryota; Metazoa; Chordata; Lepidosauria; Squamata; Viperidae. The coding region runs from base 1740 to 5222 and encodes 1160 amino acids.